CAUAUCUUUCAGGAAUUGAACAGGUCCACUUGACCCCAGCGCCGGACUGAGGGUAAUUAUCUGUCUGUCAUGGCGAUUCAGGGAGAAAUCUUUCCGGACAAAGGCAAAGGUCGGUCGACGUCCGCUGCACAAGAGAUCCUGCGCUUCUCGUCUCACCGAUUCCUGCGCCAACGAUUGGUUCUGUGCAUACUUUCCGGUCGCUCGAUUCGGGUAGACAACAUACGACCUGACGACGUACAUGUGGGACUGAGGGACUACGAGAUCAACCUACUCAGGCUAGUCGAGAGAAUUACAAAUGGGUCCACGAUCGAUAUCUCCGUCACAGGCACAUCGUUUGUAUUACACCCUGGAAUACUACCUGGAGGGAGGCACACCCAUACCUGUCAUCUGGGUCGCAGUAUCGGCUACUACUUGGAGCUUCUCGUCCCGCUGGCACCUUUCUGCAAGAAGCCAUUGACGGUAACACUACAUGGAAUCACAGGUUCAGUCAAUACCGACCUCACCGUCGAUAGCAUAAGGACUGUGACACUGCCUCAUCUUCAUAUGUUUGGCAUAGAGGAUAUGGAGCUAAAGAUAAUAAAGCGGGGUUCAGCUCCCCUGGGUGGAGGUGAAAUCACCUUCUCAUCACCCAUUGUCCGCCAUCUCAAGACCAUACAGGUCGUGGAUCCUGGCAAAAUUGGCAAGCUAAGGGGCAUAGCUUAUUCCACACGGGUUUCCCCACAAUUUGCGAAUCGCAUGGUGGAAGCUGCUCGGGGAAUAUUGAACACAUUCGUGCCAGAUACAUACUUGUACACCGAUGUCUUUAAAGGCGAAGAAUCUGGAAAAUCUCCCGGAUUCGGCAUUACACUGGUCGCUCAAAGCAGCACUUAUACCCUUCACUCUGCAGAAAGUUCCUCCGCGACGAGUCGGAUACCAGAAGAAGUAGGGGUACGUGCAGCCAGGCUUCUUCUCAAAGAGGUCCAAAGUGGCGGAUGCGUCGAUUCUCGCCACCAAUGGCUGGUCCUCUUGUUUAUGGCCUUGGGCAAGGAAGAUGUCGGCAAAUGUCUUUUUGGCCAAUUGACCAGCAACACUGUCCAAUUUAUGCGCGACAUGCAAGCAUCAUUGGGGGUACGAUUCAGAAUCACCGAUGCCGGCUCAAAUCUAUUACUCCUGAGUUGUUUGGGUGUAGGCUACAGCAAUGUCAACAAGAGGGUCGACUGAUCGCUUGUUGUAUGCGUCGUAUGCACGUCGAGGACUCCUGUGCCCUUCAUGCACAAAAGAUCUACC
This is a messenger RNA of Kockovaella imperatae, 1266 nucleotides long. Its product is annotated as RNA-3'-phosphate cyclase. The transcript is spliced from 7 exons. The record is from RefSeq and is a predicted model, not a curated record. NCBI's taxonomy places the organism in Eukaryota, Fungi, Basidiomycota, Tremellomycetes, Tremellales, Cuniculitremaceae. Gene Ontology annotation, molecular function: RNA endonuclease activity. Gene Ontology annotation, cellular component: nucleolus. The coding region runs from base 70 to 1200 and encodes 376 amino acids. Gene Ontology annotation, biological process: endonucleolytic cleavage of tricistronic rRNA transcript (SSU-rRNA, 5.8S rRNA, LSU-rRNA); ribosome biogenesis.